CGCAACGUUGGGUUCUGGGCUGGACAGGAAACGACGGAGACGCGCAGCGUGUCUCCUCAGCAGCUCCGGGAAAGAAUAGUGGGAAAGGGGAAUGGGCUUGGGAUUGUAUGAAGCCUAGACGAGGCGACGUGUGGAAACAUGAGGAUAACGGGAGGGUUUUCACUAAAUUAACAUUUUAAACAGAUAAUUACACACAUAUCAGGAGUUUUUCUCAUUUUUCUCCCCUAGGGCAGGGAUAUUUGCUCUCCCAUUGGAGGACACAGGAGAGGCGAGGACCCUCUUUGUGAAUCCCAUUUUACUAGGAUAAACGCCCUGUCACGGAGUGGAGAGGUGGUUUCGUCUGAACUUUAACCUCAGUAGGAAGGAGACAGAGCCACUUCAGAGAUGGAGCAGGUGUCAGAUGAUGAGUUGGACCAUGGAGCCGAGGAGGACAGCGACAAGGAGGACCAGGACCUGGACAAGAUGUUCGGUGCUUGGCUUGGAGAGCUAGACAAGCUUACACAGAGUCUGGAUGAUGGCAAGCCUCAGAAACCACUGCAGAAGCCUCCUCUCCGGCAGGAGACGAACAUGGCCAACUUCUCCUACCGUUUCUCAAUGUAUAACAUCAACGAGGCGUUGAACCAGGGCGACACAGUGGACCUGGAUGCCCUGAUGGCUGACCUGUGCUCCAUUGAACAGGAGCUCAAUACCAUUUCUAAACCAAAUUCCACGUCACGCGGCCAGAAAAAAGGCCAGCAGCGAGCGCCGGGGGGGCGCAGUGCCAGCACCAAGCACACAGGCACCAGUGGAGGAGGGAGCAGCGGAGGAAGCACCAGUAGCAGUACCCGGGCAUCGCCGGCCAACACAGUACGAGGCGGCAGCGUCAACACCCGCCCCACGGCCUCCAACAUCUCCCUGGAUGACAUCACCUCUCAGCUGGAGAAGGCCUCUCUCAGCAUGGAUGAAGCGGCACGUCAGACCUCUUCCUCUUCUUCCUCGUCCUCGUCGUCUUUCUCCUCCACCACGCUGCGGCGACCCUUGUCGGGGUCGUCAGGCGGCGGGCAGCACAGGAGGACGGGCUCAGUGGGCACGGUCAGCGAGCGGGAGGCUCCCUCCCAGCGGUCCAGUGUAAACUCCGCGUGUGCCUCAGCAUCCAGCAUGGACUCCCUGGACAUCGAUAAAGUGAUGACGGGUGGCGAGGUGGAGGGCCAGAGCAACCCGAGCACACAAGGACAAAACCAGACCAGCACAGAGCAUGUCACACUUCGGCGGGCCAGACGGCAGCUUGACUUCACCUCACGAGAGGGUGAAGUGGAUCAGGCCACUCACUCCUAUCUGGACCGAGAAACCUCGCUCAUUCUGAAAAGCAUAGCAGGAAAGCCUUCUCACCUCCUGACCAAGGAGGAGCAAGCUGCCAAAUUGAAGGCAGAGAAGAUCCGAGUCGCCCUGGAAAAAAUCAAGGAGGCGCAGGUCAAAAAGCUGGUGAUCAGGGUCCACAUGUCAGACGAGAGCUCCAAGACCAUGAUGGUGGAUGAGCGGCAGACAGUGAGGCAGGUGCUGGACAGCCUGCUGGAUAAGUCCCACUGCGGCUACAGCCCGGACUGGUCUCUAGUGGAAACCAUCAAUGAGCUACAGAUGGAGCGUAUUUUUGAGGACCAUGAGAACUUGGUGGAGAAUCUAUUAAACUGGACCCGGGACAGCCACAACAAGCUUAUGUUCAUCGAACGCAUCGAGAAAUAUGCGCUUUUUAAGAACCCUCAGAACUAUUUGCUGGGGCGGAAGGAGACAUCCGAAAUGGCUGACAGGAACAAAGAGGCUUUAUUAGAGGAGUGUUUCUGUGGCGGCUCAGUGUCAGUGCCGGAGAUCGAGGGCAUCCUGUGGCUGAAGGAGGACGGGAAGAAGUCGUGGAAGAAACGCUACUUUCUCCUCAGAGCUUCAGGGAUCUACUACGUCCCCAAAGGCAAAGCCAAGGCAUCCAGAGAUCUCGUGUGCUUUCUGCAGUUGGACCAUGUUAACGUGUACUACGGCCAGGACUACCGCAGCAAAUACAAGGCUCCCACUGACUACUGUCUGGCCCUGAAGCAUCCACAAAUCCAGAAGAAGUCACAGUACAUCAAGUAUCUGUGCUGUGAUGAUGUCAGGACCCUGCACCAAUGGGUGAAUGGAAUUCGCAUCGCCAAGUAUGGCAAGCAACUAUACGUGAACUACCAGGAAGCCAUGAAGAGGACAGAGGCGGCCUACGAUUGGUCCUCUCUCUCUACCUCCAGCAUCCGAUCAGGUUCUAGCUCUGCCAGCAUACCUGAGUCCCAGUCCAACCACUCAGGUCAUUCAGACAGUGGAGUGGACACGGGCUCGUCUCAUGGCCGGUCCCAGAGUGUGGUGAGCUCCAUCUUUUCUGAGGCCUGGAAGAGAGGUACCCAGAUAGAGGAAAGCUCCAAGCAUAUGAGAAUGGAGGCAUCCAGAGGGGCCACCCUGCCGCAUGCUUCCCACAGUCAGCGGCAUCAUAGCCAGCAUUCAGUUGAUCAUCCAGCCCUGACGCCCCCUCCCCAACCCCAGGUGCAGCCGCAGCCUCAGCCCCACCAACACCACACACAUGAACCUCCCCCAGCCCCCAUCACUGGCCCAACUCCACCUCCUCCUCCACUACCUCCUGGGAACCUGAGCUCCCCCUUGAGGAGGACACCCUCUGGGACUUCCAAUUUCGUAGGCAAGAAACCCCCUCCCACCCCACAGAGGAACACCAGCGUCAAGUUCAACGCAUCAGCUUCCUAUGAGGAAUCCAGGAGGAACUUGUUCAGUAAAUUUGCUCCCCAGAACAACGCCCCUCCUUCAGCUCAUUGUCCCACCUCCUCCUCCAUCGGAUCCCCUUCCAAGGACCCUUCAGCUGGACCCCCUGCUCCCCCGAAACCAGGAAAGCUCAACCUGGCCAACCUGCCCAUGGCACUCCAGGCCAAAGUGAGCCAGGUAAAGCAAACCGGUGGUGACUUCCCUGCCCCCCCACAUGAGUGCGGCUACUUCCCACCUCCUCCCCCGGCCUCUGAGCUCUUCCCCCCUCCUCUACCUCCUGGUAGUGACGCCCAUAGCGGAGGACCUCCUAGGGUAGCCGUGGUCAACCCCCAGCCCCAGGCUCCCCCUCCUCCUCCGCCUGUCUGCCAUGUCAGCAACUCAUCAUGGGGGAAGAGCUCCUUGAAAAAGACUCCUCCACCCACACUUGUGCGGCGUAACAACACCACCCCGGAGCCCCCUCCACUCUCAUCACCUCCACCCACCUCCCCAAAGGGUAGCUCAGGCCAGCCCAAUUUCCUGGACGAUCUCAACCGGACACUGAAGCGAAAGUCAGUGGGUCGCCAAAGUUCUCUGAACUCGGCCGGCCUCACGGACAAGUUGGACCCUGCAGGAACUAUGGACGACAUGGCGCUGCCCCCGCCGCCCCCGGAGCUGCUCCUGGACCAAGGAAAGCAAAGCAAUGGAGGAAAUGGGGGCUACAUGUCUGGAAACAUCUCAGGUUAUGCAACACUACGACGAGGACCCCCACCUGCACCACCCAAACGGGGAGACACUACCAAACUUACUGGAGAGUGUUGAACUUGGAGAUCAGGACACCAUAAAGAUGGAUGAAUAGACAAUGAAAGAAUAUAUGGAAGUGAACAUUCAUUCGGGAAAUGGGAGCGAGUUCCUUCCGUCCUCUUGGGAUCACAAUGAUGAAUAGAUGACUGUGUAUUUACGAAAACCCAAACCCGACCAUGAUCAAAUAGUGUUUGCUAAUUAUUGCAUUUUUUCAACUUGUUUGACUUUCUGGAUCAGUGGGGUUUAUAGUACUGGGACAAUUAAGACUGGAGCAGGUAAGUUUAAGGUCACAGAAAAAUAAAACGGAUUUUUAGCUUUCUGUGGUUGUCUAAACUCUCUGGAAGACAUUGUAUUUCCCUGUAUGGUAAUCCCCAUCCAUCUGGUACACCCAGCAGAUUUAAAUAAACACUAAUAAGAAUUGUGCAAAUAUUACUGGAUCCAGUUCUGAGCCGAACCAUGUUAUCCGCUUCUUUGCCAUAAGUUUGUGCCACAUACUGGAGACAAAAAAAUGACACCACCACAGGAUCCUUCUGCUUUGGUACUGCAUGGACUUCAUGUAAGAACAACUGGUAAAACAUAACGCUGUUCUGGUGUGUGUGCAUGAGUGAGAGAGAGAAACUGAGAUGUGCAUACAUGCAUCGUGUGCAUGCAUGUAUAUAUGAUUAUAAGCUGUUAACAGUUAACUUCUUUAAACCAUUAAAGAAGGCCUUUGUAGAGCGGGGACGGUUAGGUUUGCUUUUAUAUGAAAUUAUUUAAUGAUUGAUAAAUGGAAGGAUUUUUUUAUAAGUCUGUGUUUUAAUAGCUGGUCAACAAAGUCUAGAGAGGAACAAAACAUCAGGGCGCAAUGGAAUGUAUAUGGAAAGGUGUAAUUGGAAACCUGAAUUACACACAUAAAGGAAAAAAAAAAACGUUAAAACUUUCAAAUCUUUCAAAACAUUGCUAGACUGUUUCACAACUUGGCAAAUGCAAAUCAGAAGGACGCCUUAUCCCCAAAGUCUUGCACAGAGGUCAAAGCAGAAAGGAGAUUUCUUCCAAAGGUUCAGUAGAGUCUGGACUGUGCAAUUGGAAAGAAAAAAAACACUCUUUUUUUAUUUUUAUUUAAUGGGCUGUAAAUGGAGGAGGAGGCCCUUAAUGGUGUAUCUUUGUGAACUGUGUGAGUUCCCCGUGUGUUGGCUUGAUUUUGGACCUUAUCCUUCAGUUUGUAUCUGUACAGUUGCAGCUGCUACUCCGUUACUGUUGGUCCCCGCCGCCUUCUAAAGUCGCAUCAUAUGACAAUUCAGGAAGAAGAAUGUACAGGUUGGAUUCAGUCAUGUGAAGUAUGCUCAUCUUUCUCCAUGCAAGGUGACCCAGUUGAAAAAUAUACGUUUGUCUGGUUAAUGUACAGAGCGUUAAAUCAUGUAGUCAAUAACGGAAAUCAUAUGACAACCAUUAGACUGAAUGUUGCUUUUAUCUGUGUGUCUCUAUCAUAUCUUGUUUGUUCACGGUACCAUUGGUGGACAGGGACUAAAGGUUAUUUGAUUUAUUUUUUUUCACCUAAAUAGUGGAUCAUGAAGGGUUUUAAUUUCUCGCAGCAAUGCCUUCAUCUUUACUGUGCUAGUGCUGUGCUUCAGGAACUUCUCAUCAACAUGUCCGUGUGUGCCAGGAUGACAUAUCAUUAAUAUUUCAGACUGUUUAAACUGGUUUUAAAUUGGCUUUAGUGUGAAAAUGUGUGCUUGAAGUGUCAAGAAUAUGGUUGUUUCCACUCAGUCUCUGUUUAACAUGAUGUUCUUAUGUCCUACACCACAGUGGUUUGAUCGCCACCUGGAAGGCAGUGUACCGUUUCUUAUAACCGAAUAGCAUUGGCUUUAACAGGAUGUUUGCUACAGUACAGUAUCUAAGUUAUUGAUGUGCUGAUGUGAACGUGGGGCCAAGUGAAAUGAAGAAAAAUGGCUGCAGAUGUGUCCUCUUGCAUAUAAACUGAAAAUCACAAUAUAAAUGUUCAAACC
Molecule: messenger RNA, 5531 nt
Organism: Etheostoma cragini (Arkansas darter)
Lineage: Eukaryota; Metazoa; Chordata; Actinopteri; Perciformes; Percidae
Gene: raph1b
Product: Ras association (RalGDS/AF-6) and pleckstrin homology domains 1b
Exons: 19
Coding region: 385-3564 (1059 amino acids)
Biological process (GO): signal transduction
Cellular component (GO): plasma membrane; cytosol
Source: RefSeq, a predicted model, not a curated record